Messenger RNA from Belonocnema kinseyi, 1626 nucleotides. RefSeq names its product secretory carrier-associated membrane protein 5A (gene Scamp). Gene Ontology annotation, biological process: protein transport. The record is from RefSeq and is a predicted model, not a curated record. Lineage: Eukaryota; Metazoa; Arthropoda; Insecta; Hymenoptera; Cynipidae. Gene Ontology annotation, cellular component: recycling endosome membrane; trans-Golgi network membrane. The transcript has 8 exons. The coding region runs from base 159 to 1226 and encodes 355 amino acids.
UACACCGUGUAUUGAGUCACAUAGAUGAGAUACGUGAUACGUUGAAAAAAGGAUGGCAAAUGAUGGAUAGUCGGCUUUAAAAUCAGUGAUAAUUUAUUUAAAUUGUGCUCUACUACUACAGGAUCUCGUUGGAUUAAUAACCUCCAUUUCGACGCAAAAUGUCUGGAUUUGAGGACGACAAUCCCUUCGGGGAACCCAAUAUAGGCGAUCCCUUUUCGCCGCCACCUCGGCAGCCAACUGCAACAAAUCCCAGUAGAGGUGUUGAUGAUUUUAGUAAUCCAUUUGCCAGUCCUGUUUCGCCAGUAACGACUCAAGUUCGCGGAGCCUCAAAUCCACCGCUCUAUGGAGGUGCUGGAGCCACACCACAACCAGCUACACUUCAGCCAACAAGUCAGGAAGUGCCACCCCCAAAUUAUGCACGCAGUGCUCAACAAACUGCUCCCCAGUCAUAUGGAAAUACCUUUUCUGCAACUGGAAAUAUGCAAAGCGAAGAAGAAUUCAAGGCAAGGAGGGACCAGGAAAUGCAAAAUUCUCCUUACUAUUCAAGACGAAACAACUGGCCACCUCUCCCAGAAAAAUGUUGCUUUCAACCCUGCUUUUACCAAGACAUUGACACCGAAAUUGAUGCCAACUUUCAGAGAAUCGUCAGACAACUUUAUCACCUCUGGCUGUUUCACGCACUAGUGAUGGUUUUAAACGUCUUCGGUGGAUUCUUCUUAUUGAUUCAUUCUGCAUCGUUUUCCACCUUCGGACUUAGUAUUCUUUACCUCAUCCUCUUUACGCCAUUCUCGUUUCUUUGCUGGUUCAGACCAGCCUACAAAGCUUUCAAGACCGACAGCUCUAUCAAUUUCAUGGUCUUUUUCUUUGUCUUCUUCUUUCAAAUCGUCGUUGCCUCUAUCCAAGCAUUGGGCAUUCCAGAUACUGGCUCAUGUGGCCUUUUUGUAGCUAUUUCUUGUUUUGACAAAACAAUGAAAGGCACGUUCGCGGGACUUUUUGCGCUAAUUGUUACUGCUGGAUUCACUCUCGCAGCAGUUGGAGAUUGUAUCUUGCUCUCGAAGGUACAUCGCAUUUAUCGAUCAUCAACCGCAAGUGUGCAAAAGGCACAACAAGAAUUCGCGACAACAUUUUUGAGAAACGAGCAUGUGCAAAAUGCAGCGAGCAAUGUAGCCGCAACUGCAGUUCGAUCCCAAAUGGACAACCUGACCCAACAACAACCGCGUUACUAAAUAAUAAUAAUAAUAAUUAAAAAAUUCUUUACUUCGAUAAGGUACAUUCUAUUUCCAUAGUAUUCAGUUAUUCGAUAAAUAUAAUUUUUUAUGCAUCAUGAAGCAUACUUAAACAUAGACUAAAUGCAGUGUGAUACAGGUUUACUUAUGAAAAAUAAGAGUGCAACGCGUGGAGAAUAUUUUUCUCUUUUCGAAUUCAUCGUCUCGCACAUAAUCAUUAAUAGGUUUCUAUUUGCCAAGAAUAUAUCAUGAUACAUAAGGGCUUUUAGUAUCUACAUAUAAUUUUUCCAUGUACGUAGUAUUUUAAAUUUCAUUUAUGUACAUUGAACUCUAAUCUUUACGUUUUCUCUAAGAGAGCAAAAUGCACAGUUCUAUGAUUUAUUUAUUAUUUUUUUUUUUU